Molecule: messenger RNA, 5517 nt
Organism: Schistocerca cancellata (South American locust)
Lineage: Eukaryota; Metazoa; Arthropoda; Insecta; Orthoptera; Acrididae
Exons: 3
Coding region: 992-1903 (303 amino acids)
Source: RefSeq, a predicted model, not a curated record
UGAUGAACAAGUGCUACUACUGUCAUAGGUCUGAACAGUGAAACAGUGCGUAAAAUCGUGGCUUUCAAAGAAAAAAGUAACUACAACGUAUUCAGGAAUGUAAGGAGGGAGUUUGCUAUCGAUCAACAACCAGAUCAUCAUAUUUGUUGCAGAGUCUGAAGCAUCUGGGAGAAGGAGGCGGCUCGAAAACUACGCUGCGGCUGUCAUCUCUGGAACAGGGGGAGAAAUAUCCCAUCCUAAGUGCGAGGCGGACGACGACGAAAUUUGGAGCAGCGGUCGUAGUAUACUUGAAGGAGUCCAAAAUAUUCCUUCCUGCAAGAUUCUCCACUCUCAGUGAUGAAGAAUUGGAAUUUCUGAAUUCCGGAACAGUUGCUAUGAUACAUCGUGGUAGGAAAAAUAGUAUGGAUAUCAUUGACUUUGAAUCUGUUUGAUAAAUACUAAUAUAUGUUUCCUUAUACUAAUAUUACGUAGUUGUUAGCAUAUUGUGAUACUAACCAUGUCUAUUCAAAUACGGAAAGUUUCACCGGAUGGCAAGAUCAAGGAAAUAGAUUUGCAGUCCUUAAAAGACGAUACCUGUGGCACAGAUUUUGAGACAUGACAUUAGUAUUUGCGGUAAAAGUAAUAGGGUGUGGUGAGGAUGUAAAUGCAUAUUCCGAAUUUAAUGGAAAAAUAGUGCAGCUAAUUCAGAGUGCUUUAAACAAGGUGAACAUUUUGCUGCUUUUCAAGUCUAUGACAAAUACGAGUGUACUUAUUACACAGAGUUAUAUGUUACCAAGUUUAAUAAUCUUGUUGAUGCUUACAUCAAAGGGAUUUUGUUUGUAUUGUAUACAAUUUGUUCUCAUAAUGCAUUUAGUUGUCAAUUUGAUUUUCUAAAUGGAGCGGCUUGCCUCAAAACAUGGUUAAAGAGUGGGGAUGUUUCAUUAAUAUAUUCUAAUUGUAAUGUCCUGUUGUCUGCCAUAUACGAUAUUUUGAGAAGCGCUGAAAGUGAAUAAUGACCGAACCAUCGCCAAAGCGCAUUAAGCUGAAUCAUGAUCAUCAGGAAAGUAAUGCUCUGGAAUGGGUUUCGGUUGAAAGUGCGUUCAAAAAUAGAAUAUGUACAGGUGAAAUAUCUAACAGAGGGGGGUUUAAGGACCCAAAAUAUUUCUUGGAUGUAUGUUUCUCUGUCUUUGAGAACAUGGUGCGUAAAAUUAACAAGCCUCUUAAAAUUAAUUUUUCACUCAUUUGCAACUCUGUCCUGCCCAAAUCGGGUGACGUAGAAGAUAAGUACUUAAAUACAAAGAAUUUAAAUCUAUUCUCCUCUGACAUUACCGAAGAGUGGUAUUCAACUAAAAUUAGGGAUGUACCGUUAAAGAAACUGGGGAAAUUUCAAUUGAGAGAUUCAGGUCGGGCGUUGCGUAAUAUAGUAAAACUAUGUAUUAAUGUUAACGAAAACAAAGGGUUUUAUGCAGGACGUCACACGAACCUGCCAAAAGUGAUUGCGAAAAAACGUGCAGUAAUUAACGUUCACUCGAAAGGUAAUGCUUGUUUUAAAUGGGCAAUUCUAGCUGCUUUGUAUCCUGUAAGCAAGAAUGGGCACCGUGUGUCUGCAUAUUUUGCACAUGCAAACAAAUUAAACUUUUCUAAUAUACCGUUUCCUACAGAGCUAAAGCACGUCCAUAUAUUCGAAAAGCAGAAUGAAAGUGUGUCUGUCAAUGUGUACGGUAUAAAGUACUCGGAUUAUGACUGGAUGGUUGUUGAAGGGGGAGAAGUGGAUGAGGAGAGAGAGGGGGCGAGGAGGACGAGGGAAAGGUCGAAAGAUUUCAGAGUUAUACAGGGUGAGGCAGUGAAACGGCACGAUUUCGAUAGUGGUUGUCGGGCGCGGAGGGGGGUUGCGAGAGUGGGGGAAGUGACCUUGGGCGUCUAGAGUGGUGGAAGUUUCAGUAACCAUGGAGCGUUGGUCGAGUGCGCAACGUGCAUAUGCCGUAAAGGCAUAUUACAAAAACGCGGAUAGUGUGGUUGGUGCUCAACGCGCCUUUCGUCGUGAAUUCAACCUGCCGCCACGGGCUCCCGUGCCAUCAAUGAAAGCCAUUCUCCUUUGGGUUAAAACCUUUGAAGCUACUGCUAGCACAACAAAGAAAAGAGGCGGCAGCACAAAAACAAUCCGGACACCCGAGAACAUUAAUCGUGUGCUACCUCAAGUGCAAAGUCUUCCAGGAAAAUCCACCAAGAACAAAAGAAGACCUGAAGGAGCGAAUUCGACAGGAAAUUAACAACAUUCCAGUACAGAUGCUACGAAACGUCAUGGGACAAUUUCAUCUCAGGCUUAGACAAUGUGUGCAAAACCAAGGACGACACCUCACUGACACCAUAUUUAAAAAAUGAUUGUUUUUAAGUUAAAUCUUUAAUUUCCACUCUUGUACUUGAGAUCCAUGUUCAACUAUUAUGAUUUUACUUGUAAAUAAAUCUUUGGUGGUUUUACAAAAUCGUGCCGUUUCACUGCCUCACCCUGUACCACUGCAUAUUACAAAGUAUGAAAGAGAAAAACAUGUAAAUUUAUUAAUGUUGCAGCUAGCACAUACAAAUAUAAAUCAUUUUUAUUAUAUAAAAAGUUUGUCGAAGCUAGCACAUUAUAGCAUUACUGCUCAUCAUAAGUCUGUCGUGAUAUGCCCCCGUUGUCUGUCUUAUUUUCAUUCAAAACAGAAGUUAGAAGCACACUUGCUUGACUGCACGCAGUUUGAGCCAGUCAAUACUAUCAUGCCAAAUGAGCACAAUAAAUAUAUAAAAUUUUCCAAUUUCAGAAACAAGUUAGAGCUGCCUUUUAUAAUAUAUGCGGACACUGAGUGCAUGCUGCAACCAGUUGCUGGCUGCAGUAAAGUAGUAACACUGAACAAAUACAUUUACAUACACCAUUUAGUAUUGCAUAUUACAUACAUUGUGGUUAUAAGGAUGACUAUUCGGAAUUUAAGUUGUAUCGCGGUCGUGACUGCAUGCAGUGGUUCACGAAACAGCUGUAUGCAAUUGCCGAGUAUGUGAAUGGUUUCUUAUUACAAAAUAAAGAGAUGAUAUUACGCCCAGAGGAAGAAUCAGCCUUUCGCUCUGCAAGGAUUUGUCAUAUUUGUAAGGAAGCCUUUGAGGCAGGCGAUUUGAAGCAUCGUGACAUUGCCAUUUUAAGGUGAGUACCGCGGUGCAGCGCAUGCUAGCUGCAAUGUAAACUACAGACCUCAGUUUACAGUGCCUGUCGUAUUCCACAAUCUGUCCAAUUAUGAUAGUCAUUUCGUAAUUACAAAUAUUUGCGAGCAAAUAGUGAAUGAGAACGGGAGGAGGAAAACUAAAUUAAAUCCAGGCCGCGUUUCUAUAUUACCAUCGAAUAUGGAGAAAUACAAAUCUUUCAGGAAGAGCAUUCAAGUAACACACAAAGACCGGCACUGCUACAUAAAUUUCCGAUUUAUAGAUUCAUUUAAUUUUUUAUCAUGGUCGCUAGAAAAGUAUGCAUCUUACCUAAAGCCAGAGGAACUCAGGAUAAUGAGGAAAUACUUUCCUGAUGAUCGUGAAUUUUAUUUAGUCAAUCAGAAGGGUAUAUUUCCAUAAGAGUAUGUGAGUGAUGAGAGUGUUUUACCAGAAGAACUCUUACCUCCGAUUCAGGAAUUUAAAAGUUUGCUGACUGGUGGAAGAACUGUCUCAGAGUGUGAUUAUGAAAGGGCGUGCAAUGUAUGGCACUUGUUCAAGUGCAAGACACUGGGGUAAUACUCCGAUCUUUAUUUAAAAAUUGAUGUGUUAUUGUUAAGCGAUGUUUUUGAAAAUUUAAGAAAUCUCUGCAUUAAAACCUAUGGGUUAGAUCCCGCGCAUUAUGUUACUUCACCUGGAUUGGCUUGGGAUGCAUUAUUGAAAACUACCAAAGCAGAAUUAGAACUCAUUACAGACAUUGAGCAACUUCAAUUCGUCGAACGAGGUAUUAGAGGCGGCAUUGUUCACUGCUCGUGUAGACAUGCUGUGGCAAACAACAGGUUCAUGUCUAAUUAUAAUGAAAAUACUGAUGAAUCCUAUAUUAUUUACCUUGAUGUUUAUAGUCUUUACAGUUGGGCAAUGAUGCAGUACCUCACAAUUUCACAUUUUUCUUGGCUCAACCCUGAAAUUGUUAAAACUUUUGAUGUAAACAACAUACCGGAUGACUGAUAUAGGCUACAUUCUGGAAGUAGAUCUUGAAUAUCCUGAAAACAUCCACGAUAUGCAUUCUGAUCCACCACUAUGUCCUGAGAAAAUGAUACCACCAUCUAGCUGUGUGGUAGGCAAGGCUAGUGCUCCCAAAAAAUUAAUUUCUACUUUGUGUGAUAAGAAAAAUUAUGAAAUUCAUUAUAGAAAUCUCAAACAGUGUUUGCAACAUAAUUUGAAAUUGAGAAAGAUUCGCAGAGUACUGUCAUUCAGACAACUUCCAUGGUUGAAACCAUACAUCGAUAUUAACGCACAGAAACAUAUGGCAGCAAAUAACGAUUUUGAAAAGAAUUUUUUUUAAGCUAAUGAAUAACAGGGUCUUUGGUAAGACAAUGCAAAAUAUACGAAAGUUGAGGGACAUAAAACUAGUAACUUCAUGGGAUGGUAAAUAUGGAGCAUCUGCAAUGAUUGCAAAACCAAAUUUCAAAAGGAGCGUUAUAUUUCAGGAAAAUUUAGUUGGUAUUGAAUUAGACAAACUCAAUGUAGUGUUUGCAAAGCCUAUAUCUGUAGGUAUGGCGAUUUUAGACAUUUCAAAGGUUGACUUUCAUUAUGGGUAUAUACUGAACAAGUUCCCUGUAAAAGAUGUAAAACUGUGUUACACUGAUACCGAUAGUUUCAUUUACCAUAUUAAAACUCAAAAUAUUUAUGAGGAUAUCAAAAGUGAUGUGCAAAAAUGGUUUGAUACUUCAGGUUUUCCUGUUAAUAACAGAUAUAACAUUCCACUUGUGAAUAAAAAGGAGGUUGGACUAUUGAAAGAUGAAUUAAACGGUGAACUUAUUACUGAGUUCAUAGGCCUGAGAGCUAAAAUGUAUGCACUAUAGACAGAAUCACUACGUGUAAUGCAGAGAGCGAAAGGUAUAAAACAGUCUUCAAUUAAAGCAUUGAGCAUCGACGAUUAUCGAGAAUGUAUGUUGAAUUUAGAUGCUAAAUCUUCUGUACAGUAUAUUAUUCAAAGUGUCAUGUGGUAUCCACUGUUAAACAACUAAAGCUUGGUUUGUCUGCACAUGAUGAUAAACGUUUUAUACUGUCAGAUAAGGUGAAUACUUUAGCGUGGGGUCACCACCAACGGGAAAAAAAAAAAACCAUGACAACGUCUGACUAAUUUUAUUGUGUGAAAUACUGUACAUGUGAGUUUGCAACAUAAUUUGAUAUUGAGAAAGAUUCAGAGUACUGUCAUUCAGACAACUUCCAUGUGAGUUUGUAACUGAUUUGUAUAAUAUAUCUGUAACUAAUUGUGUACAUGUGAGUUUGUAACUGAUUUGUAUACAGAAAAUAACAAAACAUUAUACAUUAAUUGUAACUUUUUCUUUGUUGACUGACUGAAAUUAA